GUUUUUAUCACUCUCCUAAAAAGAGAAUAUCGCGCAAUUUUCCGAUUUUCUUCAAAUGAAAGAAAUAUUGAUAAAUGAAGCCCUUUUAAGAAAACUUGACAAACAAUGUUCCUAAAAUAACGAGUCAGUCAUUAAAUGUUUAUCAGACAGGGCAUUAAAAGUGCCUGUCAAAUUGCUGAACGCAGAUUUGAGACCAGUUUGUCUGUUUUUACUAGGCGUUUUGUUAGUUUUAGUUUUCAAAGGUUGCACGUAAAUAUGUCCUCAUUGAAAUAUGAAAUAUCACUUGUCUGUCCAGAAGGUAAACAUGAUCCAAUUAAAAUCCCGCACAGAGAACUUCUGUUCAUAGGGAGAUCUCCAGAAACACGUAUUGUUGAUCCAAGAUGCUCGAGAAAACAAGUGCAGCUGACAGCUGAUUUGACAACAGGAGAGGUCCAAGCUGUACAACUAGGUCAGAAUAGUUCUGCCAUUGAUGGCAUUGAAAUGAUAAAAGAUAAAGUAUACAUCAUGACACCAACUUCUACUUUGCAUGUCCUUACUGGAUGUUUUCCACAAAAACUUGAUAUAAAUAAGUUAAAGGAUUCUGAUGAUAAGAAACCUAGACACAAAUCAGACUCAGAUGUAGCAACUGCAAACCAUGAAAAAAACAAACACAGAUCAUCUAGUUCUGGUUCAACUCCUAAAACAACUAGCAGUUCAUCAUCAUUAAAGUCAUCAUCCUCAUCAUCAGGUUAUGAAUCAUCAAAGUCAUCCGGUUCAGGUUCGUCAACAAAAUCAAGCAAGAAAAGACCAUCUACGGAAGAUAGUAACCACCCUGUUUCUAAGAAACAAAAAUUGAAUAAUGAUAGUGGUUCUGGCAAGAAAAGUUCUUCAAAGGAAAUUGAAGAAAAAGAUGACGAUAGAUCAUCAUCAUCAAAGUCGAGCAAGAAAAGAGAGUCUACUGAAGAAAAUAACCACCCUGUUUCUAAGAAACAAAAAUUAAACAAUGAUUCCAGUAAGAAAAGUUCGUCAAAAGAAAUUCACGACAAAGAUGAUGAUGGCAAACAUAUGAACGAUGUGAAAGCCAAGUUGGAGCUCCUGAAAUCUAAUGCUAAAAAUAUAAAAACUCCAACAAAAUCCUCAAGUUCCUCUUCAAAUGGUGAAACAUUUAAAGUGCCAGAAAGUCCAUCUAAACUACUUCCAUCUAACAUAAAAGCUGUGCCUGUCUACAAGGGGCCUGCCCCAGAAUCGCGAUGGGAUCAGUACGAUACUCUCCAUGUUUUUACAGCUAAAGGACUUGAAUAUAGGAAAAAGGUAGCAGCAUUUGAUAUAGACGGUACAAUUAUAACAACACAAUCUGGUAAGGUGUUUCCAACACAUCCAGGGGAUUGGAGGCUGCUUUACUACAAGGAGAUUCCCAAGAAGUUGAAGAAAUUACACGAGGAUGGUUAUAAAGUUGUCUUCAUCACAAAUCAGAUGGGUGUGUCAAAGGGUAAAACAAAUAUGGCAGAUUUGAAAUCUAAGUUUUCAGAUGUAUUGGAUGAGAUUGGAAUUCCAGUUCAGAUUUUGGUGUCAACAAAAGGUGGUUUAUAUAGAAAACCUUGCCCUGGCAUGUGGGACUUUCUUACAGAUAAGUUAAAUGGUGGAGUAGAAGUGGAAGUGUCCCAGAGCUUCUAUGUUGGAGAUGCUGCUGGCAGACCUAAAGACUGGGCUCCUAAAAAGAAAAAAGAUUUCUCUUGUAGUGACAGACUGUUUGCAUUGAAUAUUGAUUUAGAAUUCAAGACACCUGAGGAGUAUUUUGUUGGUUACCCUGCAGCUAAAUACAGUAUGCCAGAGUUUGAUCCUAGAAAGUUAAGUCCUAAAACACAACUAUUAGAUCCAGCAGAUGCUAGGCUGACUUCAGGCAGUCAGGAGGUUAUAUUGCUCGCAGGGUUUCCUGCAUCUGGGAAAUCUUUCUUUGCCAAGAAGUAUCUUGAACCUAAAGGCUAUGUUGUUGUAAACAGGGACACCUUAAAAACUUGGCAGAAAUGUUUAGCUCUAUGUAAAGAUAGUUUGAAGAAAGGUUCAAGUGUGGUAGUUGAUAACACCAAUGCUGACGUGGAAUCUAGGGCAAGGUAUUUACAAGCUGCAGCAACAAGUGGGGUACCAUGUAGAUGUUUUAUUUUCACCACCACUUUUGAACAUGCGAAACACAAUGAACGGUUUCGGGAGAUAAUUGACAAGUCACAUGCUGCUAUUAAUGAUAUGAUAAUGAAUACAUUUAGGAAGAAGUAUGUCAUACCAGAAAAGAAGGAAGGAUUUUCAGAAGUUGUUAAAGUGAACUUUGUCCCCAAAUUUAAAGACUCUAAGUUGGAGAGACUUUAUAGAUGCUUUCUAUUGGAAAAAUAAUAUAUAUGCUUAAGCAAAAUGCACUGGAAAAUGAAAUAGUAAUGUUACUUUAUGAUGAAGAAGAAAUAUAAACUGUUACUUCAUGAUGACUAAGAAAUAUUAACAGCUACUUCAUGAUGAGGAAGAAAUAUAAACUGUUACCUCGCGAUGAAAGAGGAAAUACCAAUUGUGACUUAAUGAUGAAGAAUAAAUAUAAACUGUUACUUCAUGAUAAAGAAGAAAUAUCAACUGUCACUUCAUAAUAAAGAAGAAAUAUCAACUGUUACUUUAUGAUAGAGAAAUAUAAUCUGUUAUUUCAUAAUGAAAAAGGAGAUAUUAACUGUUACUUCAUGAUUAAAGAAGAAAUAUCAACUGUUACUCCGUGAUAGAAGAGAUGGUUGAAUACAUUAUUGUGUGUCAAUCUGCUUGUUAUGUCCAUGGGUUGCUGUUACAGUAAACUUUCAUUAUGUCGGGCAUUGUAGCUUGUAGUGUAUUGACUAAAAACUAACAGAAGAAUGUGGUUCAAUUGUUAAAUUUAACACUGCUCACUUCGGGCUUUUAAAUUUUCUUGUAAUUUAAGUCCUACCUGUGUUCAUUGAAUGCCACCUUUCCUUGUUGAUCUUGUUUGUCGUAUUUUACCAGUAUUAAGUUUGGUUAGCUUUUACUAUGGUAAACUGCCUAGUGUCUAAAGUCCAUAUAGAAAGUAAUAUAUGUGUACAGUUUCGAGUGGUUAAGGUCAUUGACUUCAAACCACUUGCCCCUCACUGCUGUGGGUUCGAAUCCCGACAGGGACUUUAGAUUCUUUCAUGUGAGGAAGCUAUCCAGCUAGCUCAUGGACGUCGGUGGUUCUACUCAGAUGCCCGUUCGUGCCUGAAACAAUGCACGGAAGGGCACCUGAGGUCUUCCUCCACCAGUAAAGCUGGAACGUCGCGACCUAUACUGUGUCAAUGUGACGUAAAACACCCCCCCAAAAAAAAGUUCAAAGCAGGUGAAACUCAUUAUACAAGAUUAGGGGUGUAAGGAUUAAAGUUGUACUAUGUUAAUGUUAAGUACAUGUUACCUUUAUUUUGUUUUCUUUAUUUGGUUCUGAAUGCUAUAAACUUAAGAAUUUGAAAUUAUAUGCAUGUGAACAUUUAUUGAUUGUUUUUCUGAUGAUUUCUUUUAGAAUUUUCUGAAGGUAUUAAAAACGUAACCAGUGUUCAUUUAAAUAAUAAAUACCAUUGUUAGAAUUAUUGUAUGAUAUACAGAAAAAAACAGAACAUGAAAAAAAUUAGAAAAUAAGAAAGAAAAUGAAAUUUCGAAAAACAGAAUUGAACUUUGAUGUUUGGAAGUACAUGUAUGCAAGAAAAAAGUAUAAGAAAAUAAAAAUUUGGUAAAUGUUAAACAAGAAACAAAUAUGGUGUAUGGUAAUAAAAAGUAAUAAAGGAAAUGAAUAUAAUAUAAGAAAGAAAGAAGCAUAUUAAAGGAUGGGAAAAAAAUGACAAUGGAAAAGAGAUAAUAAAGGAAGAGUUGUGUAUAAGUAUCAUCCAAAUAAGAUUUUGUUUAUGUUAUAAAUGAAUUUUACUUUUAAGUUGAUUGUAAGUGUUCUUCAGUUGUUGAAUUAUAUGUAUAAAAAUUCAUCAUUACAAAAUAUAUAUUCACGGUUCUGUUAUCAUUUAUUGACCUACCAUAUGACUGUAUUGGUUGAAGGAUUUUUAAAUCUGAAAAUAAAAACUAUGAAAAAUG
Molecule: messenger RNA, 4068 nt
Organism: Ruditapes philippinarum (Manila clam)
Lineage: Eukaryota; Metazoa; Mollusca; Bivalvia; Venerida; Veneridae
Product: bifunctional polynucleotide phosphatase/kinase-like
Exons: 18
Coding region: 136-2364 (742 amino acids)
Biological process (GO): DNA repair
Cellular component (GO): nucleus
Molecular function (GO): double-stranded DNA binding; polynucleotide 3'-phosphatase activity; protein binding
Source: RefSeq, a predicted model, not a curated record